This is a messenger RNA of Lactuca saligna, 573 nucleotides long. The record is from the annotation of a GenBank genome assembly. NCBI's taxonomy places the organism in Eukaryota, Viridiplantae, Streptophyta, Magnoliopsida, Asterales, Asteraceae.
AUGGUGCAAACGGUCAACAAAGCGAAUAACCAAUCAGAUCACUCGUCUCAGUCCGUCUCCACGUCACGCCACAGUCAAAGCACUGGAGAUGAGGGCGGUGUUCACGCAUCUUGGGAGUUGACAAUGAGUAUACCGCUUUCGACCCUUCUGAACACAGUCUUCUUCCAUACAAUCUUCACCUACAAUGCGGACUUGGAUGCUAAGUUUGCUGAUCACGUCUCAAUCAACAACUCUGAGUCUGAGGUUUUAAGCAAGAAUGCUCGAAAGAAGGAGCUGAAGAACAAAGAGAAGGAGGAAAAGAGGCGUCUUAAGAAUCAUGAGAAGGAGAAAAAGGCUGCUGCCAUGCCAAAAUCACAAGUCCAGAAGCAGUCUACUGCAGAUGAUGAGGACGUGGAUCCAACGCAAUUUCUUGAAAAUCGCCUGAAAACACUUGCUGUCCAGAAGGCAACAGGAUUGAACCCCUACCCUCACAAAUUCCAUGUCUCCAUGUCCAUUAUUGAAUUCAUAAACAAAUAUGAAAGCUUAAACAGUGGAGAGUAUGUGGAGGAUGUUCAAGUAUCUUUAUCAGGGUGA